Messenger RNA from Daktulosphaira vitifoliae (grape phylloxera), 1738 nucleotides. RefSeq names its product ras-related protein Rab-40C (gene Rab40). The transcript is spliced from 4 exons. The coding region runs from base 310 to 1191 and encodes 293 amino acids. Gene Ontology annotation, cellular component: synaptic vesicle; endosome; plasma membrane. NCBI's taxonomy places the organism in Eukaryota, Metazoa, Arthropoda, Insecta, Hemiptera, Phylloxeridae. The record is from RefSeq and is a predicted model, not a curated record. Gene Ontology annotation, molecular function: GTPase activity; GTP binding. Gene Ontology annotation, biological process: intracellular signal transduction; protein localization to plasma membrane.
ACCGCGGUAACAACGUUAAAAAAAAUCUAUCAGCUGGUCACAUCCGAUCGAUCAGCGUUAUCACCCGUUACUGUCUGAACAAGAACAACAAAAGGAACAUGCACAAUUGACAAUAACAACAUAUUGAAUUAGCUUUUGUUGUAACAACGUGAACUUUGAAAAUUAUUAUAAACUUUCAGGUUUUUUCAUUCUUUGUGUAUCUAUUUGAAUUACAGAUCAUUUUUUAAGUGAAUUUUCUUCGAAGUGUGUGUGUUUCAUGAGACCAAAUUUCAUUAAAUGCCAAUGACUUGACGGAUAGCUAACAUUGGCAUGUCGCUUGAAACCGAUGGUUGUACUCAACAAAAAGAAUACGACUACUUACUAAAAUUUUUGUUAGUCGGUGAUAGUGAUGUGGGAAAACAAGAGAUGCUCAAUGAUCUUGAGGACGGAUCUUCAGAAUCACCAUAUUGUAGUGGAAGUGCGUAUAAAACUACAACUAUCUUGCUAGAUGGAAAGCGAGUAAAAUUACAACUUUGGGAUGCCUCUGGUCAAGGUCGUUUAUGUACAAUAAUUAGAUCUUAUUCAAGAGGUGCUCAAGGUGUUUUGCUCGUAUAUGAUAUAACAAAUAAAUGGUCAUUUGACGGCCUUGACAGAUGGCUCAAAGAAGUUGAAGAGCAUGCACCAGGUGUCCCAAAAGUAUUAGUUGGUAACCGUUUACACUUGGCAUUUAAACGACAAGUUAGUGUUAAAGAAGCAGAAGCAUAUGCGACAAAACAUCAUAUGACUCUGUUUGAAGUUAGUCCUUUAUGUGAUUUUAAUAUAAGAGAAAGCUUUAGUGAGUUGGCAAGAAGAGCAUUACAUAGAAAUGGUAUGGAAAGACUUUGGAGGUCAAAUAAAGUUCUGAGCCUUCAAGAGUUAUGUUGUCGUGCAAUCGUAGCUCGAACUACUCAAUAUGGUAUAAAUCAAUUACCUUUGCCUGUGACAAUAAAAUCUCAUCUUAAGUCUUACGCACUAACAAGUUUCUCUACUCUUUCUAUGUCAUUACCAAGAAAUGCUUCAGCAUCAAAAAAAAUUAAACUACCUUCAAACAAUUCCGGUUUAUCAUCGCAUAACCAUACUACGCAAUCUAUAUCUAAUAACCAUAGUAUAAAAAAUACAGCAUUAAAUAUUUCACCAUCAUACAUUACAAGAAACUCAUGUACUAUAUCAUGACUUAGUUUAAUUUAUAUUUUUAUCAAAAUGUAUUCUAACUCAUAAUUAUUAGUUUUUCCUUACAUUAUAAGUAUUUUUGAUAUUGUGUGCAAGAAAGUUUUUACAUGCCAUUUUAACUAAAGCAAUAAUACUUUUUUUAUAAUAACAGAUAAUGCAUGGAAUGCUGUAUGUGUAUCAAUCUUUUUUAAUUACUUAAAGUGUUUUUACAAAUAUGAUUCUAUAAAAAAAAAUAUAUUUAUAUUAAUGUGGCUAUAAUUGCAAAAUUAUGUAGUUUUUCAUAGAUUUUUCCCUUUUUUUAAUUAUUUAUUGAAUGGACAACUGUAAUUAUUAUUAUAAGUAUAUAUUAGUAAACUUAUGUAAAUAACAAAUACUCACUUUUUUAGUCAUUUUAUUUUUGCAUUUGUGAAUUCUAACUAUUUUUUCUUUUUGUAACUGUUUUUGAUUAUUUUUAUUAUUAUUAAAUUUUUUUUAUUAUUGUUUUGAAAAAAUAAUUAAAUUUUUUAACAUUGAUAAAUAAACGUUGGACUGAAAAGUCAUUCCUACAUGA